This is a messenger RNA of Cylicocyclus nassatus, 1128 nucleotides long. The record is from the annotation of a GenBank genome assembly. NCBI's taxonomy places the organism in Eukaryota, Metazoa, Nematoda, Chromadorea, Rhabditida, Strongylidae.
AUGGCACCUUAUCAGUCCUUUGUACCGUUUAGACGGACCAAUUCCUAUAUUCGACUCGUCCGCAUCACAGUCUACGUCCUGAAGUAUGUAGCUAAGCUACGCCGUCUAGUAAGGACGCGCCAUAGAGCUGAUGACUCCGACGAGCAUCCACUAUUCGGCACAAUAGACACAAGUCCCAUUGUAACACCGGGUGACUUCUCAGCUGCUGAGUUGAUCGUUAUCCGCGAGCAUUACCGCGAGGUUCCUCAGCAGUUACACGGCUUUCAUCUGAAGAAACUCCGCACAAGGCAAGAAGGAGACGGUACGAUACGCGUGGACUUACGUAUGGCGAACGCAGAGACGAGCGGGACGGCAAAGAGCCCAAUCCUCAUACUCUCAGGUCAUCCCCUUUGCGCCAUGCUAAUAGCUCACUACCAUCAGAAGCUGUUCCACGCCGGUACUUCCCAUUUGAUCGCAGCCUUACGCGAGAGGUUCUACAUUCCCAGGCUCAAACGUAUGAAGACGGUUCGGCGAGAAACCUUCGACUUAUGGCUUUUUGAGACGCUUAUCCUCGAGAUAGAGGCCGUUCUUAACACGAGACCCUUAUUUCCGGCGAAUUCGGCUAACUCGAACACGGACCUGGUGAUAAGACCUAUAGAUCUGAUAAAUCCACAGUUUCGACUAGGUCGCCUGACGUACAGCAUGCCUCAGAAGAUCGAGACGUCGUCGCGCGAUAACUACGAAUCCCUGAAGACGCAGUACCGGCUGUUGCAGACUGAUCUUGAUUAUUUCUGGGAUAUAUGGCACAAGGAAUACCUCGCCGCGCUCGCAGAACAACAAGCGACGCGCACCCAGAAGGGCUGCGGUACCAAAAGGUCGCCGCGCGUAGGAGACGUAGUACUAAUAAAAGAACAGGAUUUAUCAAGAUCUAGAUGGCCGCUUGGCCUCAUCCUGCAGUUACACACCUCACCCGACGGCAAUGUAAGAUCAGCCAGAAUUAAGAUUGGAAAGCGAAAGAUAGUGGACCGCGCACUCAAUCAUCUACUGCCGUUAGAGAUCAGUGCAGCAGACACAGAGGAUCUCCAGACGAACGCUCAGGAGCGUAGAGCGACACGGAUUCAAUCAUCAAGGACAGUGAAGGCAAAAUGA